Molecule: messenger RNA, 2463 nt
Organism: Ziziphus jujuba (common jujube)
Lineage: Eukaryota; Viridiplantae; Streptophyta; Magnoliopsida; Rosales; Rhamnaceae
Product: zinc finger CCCH domain-containing protein 29
Exons: 2
Coding region: 185-2236 (683 amino acids)
Molecular function (GO): metal ion binding; protein binding
Source: RefSeq, a predicted model, not a curated record
UUCUUCUUCUUCGUUGAGGAGGAGGGUCCAAUAUAAAACGACCCACUAGCCCUCCCUUCUUCUUCCAGCUCAAAACUCAUUCCAUCGAGGCCUUCUCGAUUUCUGGCUUGCCAAUCAAAGCCACCUUCUCAACUUUCUCUUUGUUUUCUCUCACGCAGAAAAUUACUCUUAAGGGUCUUUGGGUAUGUGCCGUGGCUCAAAGAGCAAACUUAGCCCCUCAAAUCUAGGCAUGGAAAACGAAUUUCAGAAGCAGAAAUGCUCUGUAUUGCUUGAAUUGUCUGCCUCAGAUAAUAUCGAAGCCUUCAGGUAUGAAGUGGAAGAGAAGGGUCUCAAUGUUGACGAGCCAAGCUUUUGGUACGGCAGGAGAUUUGGGUCCAAAAAGAUGGGUUUCGAAGAAAGGACACCCCUAAUGAUCGCCGCCAUGUUUGGAAACACUAAGGUUUUGAAAUACAUAAUUGGGUCUGACAAGGUCGAUGUCAACAGGUCUUGUGGUUCAGACAGAGUCACUGCCCUUCACUGUGCCACUUCAGGCGGUUCAAGUUCUUCCUUGGAGAUUGUCAAGCUCUUGCUUGAUGCAUCCGCGGAUCCAAAUUGCGUUAGUGCUAAUGGAAACAAGCCUGUUGAUCUGAUUGUCCCUGGUUUCAAGUCCACUUCUUAUUCGAGGAAAGCAAUGGAGAUGUUGCUUACAGGUAACAGUUCGUAUGUAGAAGAUGAGCAAGUCUUUACCCAGGAAGGAGACCAACUAAAAGUUGGGAGUCCUCAAUUGUCCAAAGAAGGAACUGAGAAGAAAGAAUAUCCUAUUGAUAUAUCACUUCCUGAUAUAAACAAUGGGAUAUAUGGAAGUGAUGAGUUUAGAAUGUUUAGCUUCAAGAUAAAACCAUGCUCCAGAGCAUAUUCCCAUGACUGGACUGAAUGCCCAUUUGUUCAUCCGGGUGAGAAUGCUAGGAGGAGAGACCCAAAGAAGUACCCCUAUAGCUGUGUCCCUUGCCCUGAAUUCCGCAAAGGGACAUGCCCAAAAGCCGAUGCUUGUGAAUAUGCACAUGGAGUUUUCGAGUCCUGGCUUCAUCCCGCUCAAUAUAGAACCCGGCUUUGCAAAGAUGAGACUGGUUGCGCAAGGAAAGUCUGCUUCUUUGCUCACAGACCGGAAGAAUUGCGCCCUGUGUAUGCUUCUACAGGUUCAGCCAUGCCUUCUCCCAGGUCUACUGCAGUCAGUGCGGCGGAAAUGAGUACGAUGAGCCCGAUAACUCUUGGUCCAUCGUCGUUUUCAUUGCCUGCCACUUCAACACCACCCAUGUCUCCAUUAGCUGCUGCCUCUUCGUCUCCUAAGAAUGGAAGCUUGUGGCAGAACAAGGUUACUCUCACACCACCGGCCCUGCAGCUUCCUGGAAGCCGACUAAAGAGUGCCUUGAGUGCUAGAGAUUUCGAUUUGGGAAUGGAAUUGCUUGGCCUGGAUAACCAGCAGAAGCAGCAGCAGCAGCAGCAGCAGCAACUGUUGGAUGAGAUAUCUCGUCUUUCCUCUCCAUCCUGCUGGAAUAAGGAUGUCAGCAGGAUUGGAGAACUAAAACCUACUAACCUUGAUGAUGUUUUUGGAUCCCUCGAUCCAUCUAUGUUACCUCAAAUGCAGGGAAUGUCACUGAAACCUUCAACUCCAACCCAGUUACAAUCUCCAAACGGGCUUCAGAUUCGCCAAAACUUGAACCAACUUCGAUCGAGCUACCCAACAAACCUGUCAUCGUCGCCGGUGAGGAAGCCUUCAUCAUAUGGGCUUGAUUCAUCAGCUAGUGCUGUCGCCGCAGCGCUAAUGAAUUCCAGGUCUGCUGCCUUUGCAAAGAGGAGCCAGAGUUUUAUCGACCGCGGAGCGGUUGCCCAUCUUCAGGGGCUAACUGCUGCUGCUAAUUCUGCAACAAUGAUGUCCUCUAAUCUUUCAGAUUGGAGCUCACCUGAUGGUAAAUUGGAUUGGGGCAUCCAGGGAGAUGAGCUGAACAAGCUGAAGAAGUCUGCCUCUUUUGGGUUCAGAAACAACAAUACCGGAAUGAGAACAACCACGAUGACAUCGGCUGCUGAUGAGCCUGAUGUUUCUUGGGUCAAUUCCCUUGUUAAGGAUGUUCCUUCAGACAGAUCUGAGCUGUUUGAUUCAGAGAAACAGCAGCGUUAUCACCUUAGCAAGGGGGUUCAUGAUAUUCUUCCACCAUGGGUGGAGCAGAUGUACAUAGAGCAGGAGCAGAUGGUGGCAUAAGCGGUUUUUGUGCCUGAUUGCUUCAAAAGCUUCUCCUGACAAAAUUAUGUUUUUAGAUAUUCUUUAUUAGUAUUCAAUAUUCCAGAAACGUAGUUUAGGUAUUGGGAAAAGGAGAAAUAGUAACAGGAAAUCAUAGUUCAAUUAACGCCCAGAAAUUUGGGCAUGACAAGGAAUUUCUGCUAAAAGAUGUUGUAAUUUUUUAUUAUAUUAUAUUUGUUUAUUUAUUC